Molecule: messenger RNA, 1459 nt
Organism: Prosopis cineraria
Lineage: Eukaryota; Viridiplantae; Streptophyta; Magnoliopsida; Fabales; Fabaceae
Exons: 3
Coding region: 178-1131 (317 amino acids)
Source: RefSeq, a predicted model, not a curated record
GUAUCGUAUUAAUUACGUCCCCCGUAAACUAAUGCUUCGUAAACACUAAACAAACACUCAGAGAUCAGAAUCCCUGUAGCUCUCUUAUUCUAUAUCGCUUAAUCUUGACUUCUCCACACCCAUCAAUCUAAGCAUUUCUCAAAUCUAGAUUUUCAUACCUUCCUCUUUUCUUUUACAAUGUCAAUGCUUGCCAAGACCGACUCUGAGGUGAGCAGCCUGAGCCAGUCGUCGCCGGGCCGAUCAUCCCCUCGCCGUCCCGUUUACUACGUUCAGAGCCCAUCUCGCGACUCUUCCCAGGACGGCGAGAAGACCACCAACUCUUUCCAUUCAAGCCCGCUCCAGAGCCCACUGGGCUCUCCGCCCCACUCUCACUCCAACUCCUCCUUGGGCCCACAUUCCCGCGAGUCUGCCUCCACCCGCUUCUCCGGCUCCCGCAAGACCAGUGCCUCGCGCCGGAAAAGCACUUGGAGGCCCUGGAAAGAUCAGUUCCACGCCAUCGAAGAAGAAGGCCUCCUCGACCCUCACGACGCUUCCCAGAACGGCCUCAGUCGCCGAUGCUACUCCCUCGCUUUCGUUCUUGGUUUCAUCGCCUUGUUCUCCGUCUUCUCUUUGAUUCUAUGGGGCGCCAGCCGAACUCAGAAACCAACCAUCUCAGUGAAGAGUAUAGUGUUCAAUCAAUUUGUGAUUCAAGCGGGUGAGGACGCGUCAGGAGUGCCGACGAGCAUGGUGUCCAUGAAUUCCUCAGUGAAACUCACAUUUCGUAACACUGCUACAUUCUUCGGCGUCCACGUGACCUCUACGCCUCUAGAUCUCACUUAUUAUCAGCUUACUCUGGCCACCGGCACCAUAGCGAAGUUUUAUCAGUCGAGGAAAAGCCAGAGAUCGAUGAGAGUGACGCUGAUAGGGAGUGGGAUCCCAUUGUACGGCGGAGGAGCUAGCUUGAGCAGCGUGAAGGGUGCACCGGCGGAGAGUGUAGCGUUGAAACUGAGGUUCGUGGUUCGAUGGAGGGCUAAGGUGCUGGGGGAACUGGUGAAGCCCAAGUUCUACAAGAAGGUGGAGUGUAUGGUGGACAUGGAUCCGAAGAAGAUGAACAGAGGCAUUUCGUUGAAGAACAAGUGUAGUUACCAGUGAAUGUGAUACUGAUAAUAAUAAUGAAACCGUGAUCAGUCUUCUCUGUCAGAUUCUGCAUGGUUUUGCUGGCAGCUUAUUUACAUUUGGUGGGUGCUUUCGUUAUUUUUUACUCUAAUCCGGCUUGGCUUUAUUUCCUCUUUUUUUGUCUUCUUUCGUCUCUUUGUCUUUCGCCUUUCUUUGACCCAAACUUUUUCGUCUCUUGCAUUAGCUUCUUCGUUUUGGGGAAAUUAGCCUUAUCCCAUCAUUAGUUUUCUUUUUCCCCGAUGAUGCAAGUGGUACGUCUUUUUUUUUUUAUAAGUAUGAAUAAGAAGUGACUACAGAAUCUUUA